CCCGGCGUCUUUUGCCCGCGUCCGAUAUUUUUGAGUGUGUGCGUGUUUUUCAAUGUUUGUGGCAUCGGGCAAGUCCAAUUUGAAUUCUUCAAGUUUGAUAUUUUGCUAACAUGUCGGCAAACGCCGAUAAAGAGACCAAUUCUACCAAAAUGGCCGAAGAUCGCGAGGAGGAGAAGACUACCGACACCGGUAAAACCGAAGAUGCCGAGAAAGCGGUAAAGGAUCCCAAGGUUGCGUCCGACGAGGACGAUGAGGUGGACGACGAAGAGGAAGACCACGCGGACGGCAAAGCUGCCACCGGGGACAAGAAAGACGAAGGGAACGGUGAAGCCAGUGGUAAAGAGAAGGCAGCAGCGGCAGCUAAAGCUGAGAAAGAGGAAAAAGUUAAAGACAAGAAGACAACCCCAUCCAAGAAAAAGACCGUAGAUGAGGAGGAAGCAGAAGAUGAGGAGGAAGAUGAAGGUGAAGGAGAAGGAGAAGAUGAAGAUGAAGAAGAGGGUGAGGGCGAGGAAGACGAGGAGGAGGAAGAGGACGAUGAAGAAGAUGAUGAUAAGGUGAAAUCAAAGAAAGCGAAGGUGGAAAAGAAAACAAAAGAAGAAGAGAAGCCGGCAGUAAAGAGUAAACCUAAACCAGAACCUGCUAAAACUGCUGUAGCUAAGAAUGGCGAAAAGAAGCCUCCGUUCAGCGGAAAGCCUCUUGGUGCUAUUUCGAAGAUUGAUGCCAACAUCGUCAACACCAAGAUGGAAUCUCUUCAAACGUUGCAUUUCUUCCUCUUCGAGAAGGAGGGUAAAGUUCCGGUUAUGAAGAAGAAUUUAAAGAAAUUUAGCGGUUUCGAUUUUGACGCAGAUUCAGACGAAUACAAAAAACGAUUGCAAGCAGCAGAAAAAGUUGACCAGAAGAAACUUGCUCAAACGGCUGAAAUUCUACUGCUGGAUAGUCAAGGCAGCAAGGAGGAGCUCGCGGAACGUAUCUUCCAAUUCCUGCUGAAACCGGACGGUGAAGAAGAUGUUCCCGAAGAAGAACCGGAAGACGAAGAAGAGGAGGAGGAAGAUAUUAGCGAAGAGGAAACCAAGAAGCCAUCCAAACGGGGUGCCCCGCCUAGCUCCAGAAAUUCCGGAAAUAGACCGCAAAGAUCAACCGCUGGUCGGGGAUACCAAGACAAUUCCUUAUAUGUAGAUUACACCAGCUCGGAGGAAGAACAGAAGGUGGCCAAACCAGGACGACGGCGGCGAAAUGACUCCGACAGUGGAUCUGAUUACAAUCCUUCGGCCGGUUCCGAUUCGGACGCCGGUAAGCGACGAUCGGGACGACCACCUGCACGGGGCAGCCGUGUUUCAGCGAGAAGCCGUCGCAAGCAGUCCAGCGACGAGGAAGAGUCGGAAAGCAUUAGCGAUGACGACUUCAGUGAUGAUGAGCCGAGGAAAAAGAAGGCAAAGAAGCCAACCUCAGGACGAGGGCGAGGCCGUGGACGACCAGCGGGUCGAGUGGUGGCGCCCAAGGGCCGAGGUCGCAAGCGAAAGGCGUCUACCGAGAGCGAAGAAGACGAUGACGAAGAUGAAGAGCAGGAUUCCGACGGAAGCGAAGAUAGCGAUCGGCCACAGAAGAAAACCCCAACCAAGGGUGGUAGUCCCAAAAAAGCUUCGCCGCCUAGUGCCAAGGGCAGACCAAAGCGUCCGGCACCAGCCAAGAAAUCUAAACGUGAUGAAACAACGGACGAAGAGGACGAUGAUGACGAUGCAGGCGUUGGAGCUGAAUCUGAGGAUGAGAAGCCUUUGAAAAAAACCGGCAAGGAAGAAAAGGGUGACAAAAAAGAGGGCAAGAAGAAAGAGGAGGGCGCACCACCCAGUGAUGCCGACAUCAAAGAUUUCCUCAAAGAAAUUCUCGAAGAAGCUAAUCUGGAGGAAAUUACAAUGAAAACCGUGUGUAAGAAAGUGUACGCCAAGUAUCCAGAUCACGAUCUCACACAUAAAAAAGAUUUCAUUAAGGCAACAGUGAAAUCCCUGAUAUCCACGUAAAACGCCAACAGAACGCAUCUUUUCAAUGUAAUGAACGUUUCAUUCGAACGAACAACCAACCUAUACCACAUUUAUUAAACAACAGAAAUCACAAAAUAUGGCUCUUCAUGUGGGGUCACAAGAAUAUAUGUGCAUUCGAACACGUAUGAUGUACGAGCUCUGUCAGCAGACGGAUCAGAAGAUACAUUUUAAUUUUCAAAUAAUGGCGAUUCGCUAGGCCCUUGUCGAAACUGCACCACAGAACAGGAUUGUAAGAAUUUUAGGUAUGGCACAUCUUACUCCCAACUUUCCUUCAGAGUUCAGCACUUCAAGUAAAUGGCUGUUGCAAGUAAAGUAUAGCAGUUAGCAAGUAAGCGUGAAAAAUAUGCAAAUCAGUUUAACCGAGUUUACAAUGAAUGCUAGGUGUCGUUUUGAAUACCGCAAGUUAGGAAAACGAACUUUUCACAAUUUUGACCACGAAAAAUAAUUCUCUGUCCUCUAAAGUACAAACUGAAUCAAUCCACGCAAGUGGAUUGUUCUAUUUCGGCGCAAAAAGUCCCUUUUUUAUACUCAAUGUUUUCUACAUACUACGUGUAACUAUUCUUACGUGUACAUUUACAUAAAAAAAAACUUAUUGCAUUCUGAUUUUUUUCCCAAUUGACUUUUUGAAAUUCAAUUUCGUUCAUUCUGUUUUUUUUU
Messenger RNA from Uranotaenia lowii, 2693 nucleotides. It is a transcript of the gene Dek, whose product is annotated as protein DEK. Gene Ontology annotation, molecular function: DNA binding; histone binding. The record is from RefSeq and is a predicted model, not a curated record. The transcript has 9 exons. Gene Ontology annotation, biological process: chromatin organization; regulation of double-strand break repair. The coding region runs from base 111 to 2015 and encodes 634 amino acids. Gene Ontology annotation, cellular component: nucleus. Lineage: Eukaryota; Metazoa; Arthropoda; Insecta; Diptera; Culicidae.